Messenger RNA from Seminavis robusta, 1951 nucleotides. The record is from the annotation of a GenBank genome assembly. Lineage: Eukaryota; Bacillariophyta; Bacillariophyceae; Naviculales; Naviculaceae.
CACCUGCCACAUAGACCUUGUUCAACCUCCAACCGACUUCCCAAAGUCACCACACACCAAACUAAGCCUCACUCAGCCAUCAAAAGGGACGAAAGAACCAUACCAUUACCAGCACAUGUACUGUAGAGCGAGGAAGGAUGUCACUGGGAUCUAUGAAUGUUUUCAUUCCUCCUAUGAGUGUUAUCUUCUUCUUGUUGCUGCUGCUGUGCUGUUGUCAUGACAGAACUCUCGCUGCUUCGGUUCGCUACCGCCAAGGCCGCUUGAAUUCCCACAAGAACGGUGACGAACAACAAGAUCUGUUGGCAGUCAAGGACAACCUGAGUGUGGCAGCUGCCCGUCAAUACUGUCACGACGAAACUGACUGUGUUUCCUUUGGAUAUGAAUCUUCCACCACACGGUUUCCUGCCAUUACCAUCCGGGCGUUCUUUUAUCGUCAUGCGGAUUGGCAUGUCUUGCCCACGGGACAAGGCGCCUUUGUAGAAGAUCCGGCGUGGCAUCUCUACGUGAAUACCACUCGAGAAGUGGCUGCCGUCCCAGGAGAAGUGGAAACUGUUCUCAGUCAACUGGAACGAGUGGGAAACUCUUGUCCAACCCGUCCUGCUGAGGAUACUACUCAGAAGAAAAAGGAUGAGUCAGUAAGAGAUUCUUCCAAGAAUCAAAGAAGGCUACGGUCUUCCAGCAGUACCAGCAACAGUGAAGAUUCUAGAAGGGCUGUUGAGGAUGCAGCAAUACAAAGACAACGACAACUAUUAGAACCUCCCCUGUGUGUUCAACAACAAGUCAUGCUCUUGGAUGCCAUUUUUCACAUUGUAUACCCCAAAGAAAUCAAAACGGUGGCAGCUCCUUAUUUGAUUCCACAAAUGCUAAAGCUCUCGGCCAAUGCAUCCUUGUACAGAGAUAUUCGAUUGGCGGCUCUGACCAAUCUCUUGGUCAUUGCGGAUUCCCAAGUCACAGCUCCCAUGCUGGUAGAUGCAGGCGUCUACGAAGUCAUGAAGACCAUCAUUACGAGGGAACGACGGGGCGACGAUUGGGAGGGAUUGCCCAUUCUGGCAUUGGAUUGCAUCUCCAACAUUGUCAUGUAUCGUCAUCCACAAGCCAAUGCACAACUCCGGAAAAAGGGUGCAACCCUGCUAUUACAACAAGUCAUGGAUAAAUCCACUGGAUUUCCAGCCUUGCAGUCGGUCUUGGCGCUGCUCCAUCUGGGCAGUGCGGACAGUCACAAUUUACCCAAAGAGAUUCUGGUCGAAUUGGUCCAACUAUUGGCCAACUCGAUUGAUGGGGAUGUCGUCUAUGGGAUUUUGUGGGAUUUGAUACCCGGGCCCUUGAGUGCCAUUCAGCUGUUGAUCCAGCAAGAACAACAACAACAACAACAACAACAAACUACUACAGCACUCACCAAUAAGCAGGACGAUGCUGAUACCAACAUUAGUAUGAUGGACCAUUUGUUGGAUGCAGGAUUGGUCGAACAGCUGUUACGGAUACUGGAAGUCAAGAGCAGCACGUGUGGGUUGGUGGCAUCGCAUACGCAGGUAGCAUUGGAGAUUCUGGAUGGAAUUGCUCACUUGUCCCAGCGAGCACGAGAAAUGAUCUGGAUGACUGCCGGAACUAUCAAGCAAGCACAUCAGCAGCUGCAGGAGUACCAGCGACCUGCCAUGUUGGCCAAGGAACUCACAACGGUGGUCUCGAGGCAUGAUUACUUUCAAGGCUUUCGAGCGCAUGAAUUGUAGUAGUAAAGGGAAGAAUCAUCUAAACAUUGGUUCAGAACUGCUCCAGACAAACUCCAUUCCAAAGAGAUCGCUACUGCUAAUAUCGCUACGGAUCCAUUCAACCGAACUGCAUAAAUAAAAAUAAAAAUAUAUUGCUAAUACUUUUAGAUCACCACGGACACUUCAGUCAAUGGUUCCCAGCAUCAGGACAACGCCAAAAUCUAGCUAUUUGUGGCGCGAAAACU